CAUAAUGUCAAUGCUGUCAUUUUCAUGUGAAUGUGCUGGGAAUUGAAUUGAAAUAUUUCAUUAUAUCGUAAUAUACACUAAUUAAUUAUAGCGUACAAUUUUAAUAGUUAAAUAUUAAAUGUAUUUUAGUACCGUAUAAAAGAAAAUGUCUGACACAGAAGAAAACACUUUGCAAGAAAAUGAUUCGGAAAGGUUGGCCAUCAGAAAUGAACUAUCGUCUUUAUCGUUUGAAGAUCUUCAAAAAUUGAAAGAAAGAGUUGGUUCGAAACUGUAUAAAGAAGUAGUUUUUGGGAAAAAGAACAACCCAGAUACAGGUCCUAAAGUUAAAAUAUUUAAAAGGGAAAACAAGAAUAGGCCAAGAGAAAUGAGUUCAAAAAGGCCUGUAAGAAUGCUAAGGGACACGGGAAAGGUGAAGAAAACAGAGGUUCGAGAUCCAAGAUUUGACCCCUUGUGUGGCGAGUUUGACAAAAAAGAAUUUGCAGAAAACUACAAUUUUCUCUCAGAUAUGCGUUAUGAAGACAUAAAGGCUAUUAGGGCAGAGUUGAAACAGACAACAGAUCCCGACAAAAUUCUUAAGCUGAAGCGUUUGCUGCAGAGUUUGAAUGAACAGCACAGGGCUGGCAGGAAGGCUAAAGUACAACAAGAAAAAGAAAAACAAAAGAAGGAUGUUGAAAAAGUCUUCAGAGAAGGCAAACAGCCUUACUUUAAAAAUAAAUCUGAACUUCGAGUUGAAACAUUAGUGAAUCAAUAUGAAGAACUGAAGAAAGAGGGCGCCGGUCGCAUUCAACGGCAUCUCAAACGUAGACAGCAAAAGAUUAAGAAGCGUUCAAAUAAUGCACCUGUAGGAGAUAGUUAGAUAUUAAAUAAAACUUAAUUACAAA
Papilio polytes (common Mormon) is the source of this 881-nucleotide messenger RNA. RefSeq names its product ribosomal RNA processing protein 36 homolog. The record is from RefSeq and is a predicted model, not a curated record. Gene Ontology annotation, biological process: maturation of SSU-rRNA from tricistronic rRNA transcript (SSU-rRNA, 5.8S rRNA, LSU-rRNA). The transcript is spliced from 4 exons. Bases 146 to 856 code for a protein of 236 amino acids. Gene Ontology annotation, cellular component: nucleolus; 90S preribosome. Lineage: Eukaryota; Metazoa; Arthropoda; Insecta; Lepidoptera; Papilionidae.